Molecule: messenger RNA, 1329 nt
Organism: Saprolegnia parasitica CBS 223.65
Lineage: Eukaryota; Oomycota; Saprolegniomycetes; Saprolegniales; Saprolegniaceae
Exons: 1
Coding region: 99-1280 (393 amino acids)
Source: RefSeq, a predicted model, not a curated record
GGCCGUUGUCGCCGCCUGCUGGAACCACGUGGUCGCGAGCGCAAUCCCAGCGUCGCGAGAGUCGACGAACGACGUCGGUCGCCGGGCGCCGGCCAUCCAUGCCCUCCACCAAGAUGAAGGAGUACAUCAUGCACAAGCUCUUUGAGCUGCCCAGCUACACGCCGAUCCGCGUCUUCCAGCGCCGGUCGACGUCCGCGUCCGUCGGGGAUACGCCGUCGUCCGAAUGGUUUGACCACAUCCUCGACGAAGCGCACCCGCUACCCGAAGGCCUCGUCAUGGUGUCACCCGUCAUGACGCACGCGGCCUUCCAGUCGCCGACGCCGCCGUCACCGCCGGGCACGCCGACGCGGCCGACGCGGUCGUUCUCGCUCGAUACGCACCUCUCGAAAGGCACGCGCUGGGCCGCCGUCAACGGCCUCCAGCAGCGGAUACGUGCGCGGCUCACGUGGACGCGGCGCCGGUCUGCAGACGACGCGUCGCUGCACCAUGACGCGGACAGCGACGAUGACACUGGCGUCAUCGUACCGAGCGUCAUCAUCGAGACCGUGCACGGCGAGAAGCACCAAAAGACAUCAGCGAACGCGUCGACGCUCGAGUUUUACGACGCGACGACGUCGAUCUCGUCGCCGCCGCUGGACGCAAUCUCGGAAGAGGACGACGGGAAGAAGCACAUAACGUUCAGCAUGGCGCCGAUGGUCCGGCACAUGUACUUUGCUGUCGAGAGCUACGAGGAGUGGGUCAUCCGCGUCUCGAACGGGUACGCGAGCUGCGACAGCCGGCCAGCCCACGUCAAGCUCCAUGCGUUCUGCAAUAAGAGCCUCACGUACCUCAAGUACCGCGAGAGUCCGUGUGUCGAGGUCUUUGCCCUGGGCGCCCACGACAUCUCCAUGUGGCGGACCCUUGGUCACCACAACUGGACACGCGACGCGGUGCCGGCGCCGCACGAAGAGAUGAUGCAACAUCAAGACAACGAUGACGCGAUCGAUGAGUACACCAAGGACGGGCGAGCGUCACCGACGAGCCCACUCACGGACGACGAGGAAGAGAACGAUCCGCACAGCUGCAGCGAUCGCGACGACGACGACGAAGACGAUGUUCAGGUGGAGCUCGAGCGCGUGCCGGUGGUGCCCCAGAACACCGACUUGCAGCCGCUCCUUGACGUCAUCAAUGCGACCGUCGGCAAGGGUGACAAGCUCUUCACGCUGGCCGACAUGAUGCACUUUUGCUGCGAACUCGAGUACCCGACCCGAGACGGGCGCGAGGAAGAUGGCUGGUGCUAGGUAAUGUAAUAAACCCUGUUUAUAUUUUACGUGCACUGCGUGUGCCACG